AUGGAAAAUCUAAUUGACCAACAUCGAGAAUUUCUCUCACUUAUUGAUGAAAUGUCUAAUGAGGAUUUUUCUUUAUUUAAUGAAGUGGAAAAUCAAGAUGAUGAACAUCAAGAUAUGCACUUGAAUAUUGAUGACAUGUCUUAUGAGGAACUUCUUCAAUUGGGUGAAAGGAUUGGAAGUGUAUCCAUUGGUUUAUCAAAAGAAACAAUUGCCAUACAAUUGAAGACAAAACUUUUUUCACCAAGCCCCAUUGCUAUUAAUUUGGAGGAAUUACCACCUGAAGAAGAUGGAGAAAAUAACUCUUUCCUAAUAUGUCAGGACAAUUCUUUAAUUUCUUUUACUAACCAAGUAUAUUUAUUAAUUGGAUAUGAGGAGUUUAAGGAUCAGGAGAAGAUUGGUGUUAUCAAAUGCAAGCAUGAAUAUCAUGCAGAUUGCAUACACACAGUGACUGCUUUUAAAGAAUAG
Messenger RNA from Lathyrus oleraceus (garden pea), 465 nucleotides. RefSeq names its product probable E3 ubiquitin-protein ligase ZFP1. The transcript has 4 exons. The record is from RefSeq and is a predicted model, not a curated record. Lineage: Eukaryota; Viridiplantae; Streptophyta; Magnoliopsida; Fabales; Fabaceae. Gene Ontology annotation, cellular component: nucleus. Bases 1 to 465 code for a protein of 154 amino acids. Gene Ontology annotation, molecular function: ubiquitin protein ligase activity.